AUGGCUGGAGGUGUCAUGCCUGGGAUCGCCUACUUUGUCGCCUGCCCUUCAAAGGUCAAUUGUACCUGGGUUCUAGCAACGUAUGGCGCCGCCGUCCUUGAUCGUGUAGGCUUCAUCUCGACAAACAGUAACGCUAACGACAUUGUUGUUCAAAAGCGACUUCCUCCAGGCUGUCCCGACGUCAAUGAUGGUCGCUGCAUUCUUCGACCUGCAGCAAUUAAAAGCGUCUUCAUUAUGUACCGAUUUAUAGACGGCAGAAACUACCGGGAGAAGGCAGGGCGGAUGUUUGGGUCGAUCAAGAAGAUCACCAGGACCGAAUUCGCCAUUGCUUCCAUCUCUGAUGUUACAGCUACCGAUUUGGACCACUUACCUCCCAGGGAUGAUCAAAUGGAGAGCUUCUGGCUGGCUGAGACGCUGAAGUAUUUCUAUUGGAUCUUCAGCGAACCGGACCCAGUCAGUCUGGACGAAUACGCGGUCAACACCGAGGCACAUCCCCUUCAGCGUCCGACCUAG
This is a messenger RNA of Cladophialophora bantiana CBS 173.52, 513 nucleotides long. RefSeq lists its product as uncharacterized. NCBI's taxonomy places the organism in Eukaryota, Fungi, Ascomycota, Eurotiomycetes, Chaetothyriales, Herpotrichiellaceae. The record is from RefSeq and is a predicted model, not a curated record. Gene Ontology annotation, cellular component: endoplasmic reticulum; Golgi membrane. The coding region runs from base 1 to 513 and encodes 170 amino acids. Gene Ontology annotation, biological process: N-glycan processing; carbohydrate metabolic process. Gene Ontology annotation, molecular function: calcium ion binding; mannosyl-oligosaccharide 1,2-alpha-mannosidase activity. The transcript has a single exon.